Messenger RNA from Aureobasidium melanogenum CBS 110374, 798 nucleotides. RefSeq lists its product as uncharacterized. Lineage: Eukaryota; Fungi; Ascomycota; Dothideomycetes; Dothideales; Saccotheciaceae. Bases 1 to 798 code for a protein of 265 amino acids. The record is from RefSeq and is a predicted model, not a curated record. The transcript has a single exon.
AUGUCAGCAUCUACAUAUACCACAACCAGGAUUUUCGAGAAGAGAAGACGCAACAAAAACACCAGCAUAGAUAGUCGCCUCCAUUGCCAACCACAAAACCAAUUCUCCUGGAAUUCAGGAUCUUCAAUAUCCUCUACAUCAGCACCCGAGUCCAAAGGCAGCGUCAGUAACUAUGAUCACCUCAAACAAUCAAAUCUAAGGAGCACCAUGAGUCUCAUCAACUACAGCUCUGCAGACGAAGACGAAGACUAUCCAUCAAGCGACAACGACCAUCUCUUCAUGAAAGAUUCCCCUCGCCGCCAAAGCAGUAGUAGUGCAAGUCCUCCGUCCAGCAACAACGAUGUUCAAUCCACCCAACCAUUGAGAGCUGGUACGCUGAGUCGUUCGACUCCCAUCUGCAUCUGUCGAAACCCAUCCUAUAUCAAUUUCGCAGCCUCGUUAGCAGCAGCUUUCAGCCCCGUCUCACCAGCCAUCUGGAAUGAAUUGCACCGACUCUUCCCUUGCAUCUCCAACCCCCAAACCCACUUCAAUAUCUUGCGACGAAGCACACCAAUAACCGACGGACAAGGAAAAGCAUUCGUACUUGUAGAGGCAAGAGUACAAGCCAAAGAUGGAAGUAUGGUUGCGAAAGGCGAGAUGUGUACUGAUCAUGUGCUCGCGUUGAGGAGUUUGAGGAAUGCUUUGAUGGAGACUAAGGGAGAGAGAAGGUUGCCGAUGCAGAAGGGGGAGGAAAUUAUUGCGGGUAGGAUUGGGGUGUUUGAGGGGGUAUGUUCGGCUUGUGGGUUGUCUCGCUUUUGA